UAUGGUGUGCAAUCACAUUACGAAGUUGCGGACAUCUUCCGCUUAUACAUAUCUAGAUUGCGUCCCUCGCGAGAUCAUAAUUCCUCGAGCCGCGGAAUCCCAUCGCCACACGAAACUUCGCUACGAUUGUUCUCGAGGAUUUCGUCAGGCACUCGCAUCUCAUCAAACGUUACAGAACUGUUAUCAUAUAAUUAUACGGAAUCCAAAUUCUAUUUACGAAACGUUAUGUAUGGUUACACGAUCGCGAUCGUACUUAAGAGUAACAAAGCACUCAUCUAAAAGGAACUCGAGCGUAAACUCCUUUCGCAAAUGCCAGAGAAACUGGGCGCAUUAUUUAAAAAGAUCUAUUAAGAGAUAUUAGAUUUAGAACAUUAAAUGAUAUUAGUUUAACAUUAAAUGAUAAAAAAGAAUUAAUUUUAUCAAGUUAACAUGAAAUGAUAAAAAAGAAUUAAUUUUAUCAAGUUAACAUGAAAUGAUAUCUUUAAUAACACUAUGCAAGUACUAAAGUUAUAUACCGUUAUAAUACUGUAAUGACAUACCAACGAUUCUCGGAUAAACGAAACCAGUUGUGGGGCAUGCUUUCAUCGUGAGUUAUCGAAAAAUAUCUUUUACACUUCUUUUCCUUUUAUCGUAUAUCGAUAGCAGAUCAAUUGCGUGAGAUCGAUACCGAUACUGGAGCUGGAUCUAAUGGACGGGUGAGUUUUCCAUGCAAGCCAUCGCCGAGGAUUUCGAAGAACCGCACAGUUUCAUCACGCGCAUUUUAACGUGUAACACACGACUCGGUUGCUGGAGGGUUGCGUAACUCGGCAAUGAAACGGUGAACUAUCCCGCCGUUUUGAAACGCGACGUACACGUGCACACUUGCGGGCGUAACCGUCCGAUUUUCCCAUACCCACGUAGAAGCGCGCCAUAUCGCGUCCACGCGAAUCUACACCAUGAGGCACGGAUGGUAAACAUCCGCCCAUGGUGCACAAUAUUCGCAUGGGCUUGCGUAACGUUACGCGACCGCCGUUGUAUAAAAUGGGUGCCCAUGAGAAGGAGACCUCAGUUAGAAUCGACCGGAGCGUCCGCGGUGAAUUUCAUGAUGAGAUACUGCUUGUUUCUGUUGGUCGUCGCUGUUUGCGAAGCGGGUAGGAUACCUAGAGGGGUGGUUCACGAACCGAACUUUCAGGCGAUUUAUCACGGCCAUGGUGCUACCAGCUAUCAAAAUGUGCAGGUUGACAGUCACGAUAGCAUAAUAGUGCCGACGAAUUAUGGGGACCAGGCGGAGCUUCUGGAUUUGAAGGACCAUGAAUACCAUCAACCGAUUAUUCCAAUUGUAGAGACUCACAACGAUGUAGAUCACAUCGAUAUAUCCGAUUCAGCUCCGUACGAAGAAUUCACCAUUGCCGAUGUUAAGCUCAAGUCAGACGUGCUCAGCCAUUAUCUUGAUCACGACGACGACAAACACGACUUCGAUUUCCAUUUACGGAAAUGAUUAAGGGAAUAUUAUGUUCAAAUUGAAAGGCAGUUUUAUUUUUCAUCUGAUUAAUUUAGGCAAAAUUUAAUUAAAAAUUAUGGGAAUCUCGAGUGCUUGACAGACUCAUUGCGCCGUCUAAUAGUUAAAGAAAUUAAAUGCAUUUUGUAAAAUAAUUUCCUUUAUAUCUUAUCAAUUUUAUACUUUGUUGUUAAUAGUUAAUAGUAACACAAUUUUCACGGCAAUGAAAAUUUUUAUCAAUGCGCAGACAAUGCAAUCUAGCCUAGGGGAAAAUAAUUGCAAACUAAUUGUGGCUCGUAA
This is a messenger RNA of Ooceraea biroi (clonal raider ant), 1777 nucleotides long. RefSeq lists its product as uncharacterized. NCBI's taxonomy places the organism in Eukaryota, Metazoa, Arthropoda, Insecta, Hymenoptera, Formicidae. The record is from RefSeq and is a predicted model, not a curated record.